UUCAUUUGAAAAUACGAAUAAAAUACUUAAAAAUUGGUGAUGGAGGUCAAGGUCUUAUUUCUCAACAUGUCAUCAAAUUAACUAUUUCUAAUUUUACUUCUUUAUAAAAGCUUUGACAAUGGGGAAAAAUAGGAAGAGAGAAAUUGUGAGUGCUUCAAAGGAAGAGUUGUUGGUUAUCACUGUGUCUGAGAUUGUCAGUGAACUUAUUAAAGCACAUGAACAAAACAAGGAUGUUAAUUUAAACAGAGUGAAAUCAAAGAUUGCAAGUAAAUAUGGUCUUCCUAGCCAGCCAAGAUUGGUUGAUAUCAUAGCAGCUGUUCCACAACAGUAUAAAAAGGUGUUGCUACCAAAGCUUAAAGCAAAACCAGUGAGAACUGCUAGUGGUAUUGCUGUUGUUGCUGUUAUGUGUAAACCUCAUAGAUGUCCACAUAUUGCAAUGACUGGAAAUAUCUGUGUGUAUUGUCCUGGAGGUCCAGAUUCAGAUUUUGAGUAUUCUACGCAGUCAUAUACUGGUUAUGAGCCAACCUCAAUGAGGGCAAUAAGAGCCAGAUAUAAUCCCUAUCUCCAAACAAGACAUAGAGUCGAACAGUUAAAGCAGCUUGGACACAGUGUAGAUAAGGUGGAGUUUAUUGUGAUGGGUGGGACAUUCAUGAGUUUACCUGAUGAUUACAGGGACUAUUUUAUCAGAAAUCUCCAUGAUGCGUUAUCAGGUCACACUAGCAGCAGUGUGGAUGAGGCUGUCAAAUACUCUGAAAGAAGCAAGACAAAAUGUAUAGGCAUCACCAUAGAAACACGACCUGAUUAUUGUCUCAAAAAACACACAAGUGAUAUGUUAAAGUAUGGUUGUACAAGAUUGGAGAUCGGUGUACAGAGUGUGUACGAGGAUGUGGCUAGAGAUACAAAUAGAGGUCACACAGUACGAGCAGUGUGUGAAUCUUUUCAUAUGUCAAAGGAUGCAGGAUUUAAAGUGGUCGCACAUAUGAUGCCAGAUCUGCCAAACAUGGGCCUAGAGAGGGAUAUAGAUCAAUUUAUUGAAUUCUUUGAAAAUCCUGCAUUUCGGCCUGAUGGUUUAAAAAUCUACCCAACUCUUGUGAUAAGAGGAACAGGUUUAUAUGAAUUAUGGAAGACUGGCAGAUAUAAGAGUUAUCCCCCUUCAACUUUAAUAGAUCUUAUAGCAAGAAUUCUUGCCUUGGUUCCUCCAUGGACAAGGGUAUACAGAGUGCAAAGAGAUAUACCGAUGCCGUUGGUGAGUUCUGGUGUUGAACAUGGUAAUCUUCGUGAGCUGGCUCUUGCGAGGAUGAAAGAUCUAGGAACUCAGUGUAGAGAUGUUAGAACUAGGGAAGUUGGCAUCCAAGAAAUACAUCAUAAAGUUAAACCAUACGAGGCUGAGUUGAUAAGACGUGAUUAUGUUGCAAAUGGAGGCUGGGAAACAUUUUUAUCAUAUGAAGACCCAGAGCAAGAUAUUCUUAUUGGAUUAUUACGUCUUAGAAAGUGCUCAGAAGAAACAUUCAGACCAGAGCUUAAAGGAGGUGUGUCAGUGGUUCGUGAGUUGCACGUUUAUGGAAGUGUCGUUCCAGUACAUGCACGAGAUCCUACCAAGUUUCAACAUCAGGGUUUUGGUAUGUUAUUGAUGGAGGAAGCAGAGAGGAUAGCACUAGAGGAACAUGGCUCUCAUAAAAUUGCUGUCAUCUCAGGUGUUGGUACCAGAAACUAUUACAGAAAGAUUGGAUAUGAACUUGAUGGACCUUACAUGUCAAAAACUCUUUUAUAAAGUCACACAUUUACAUUAUGGAAAUAAAAUGUUUAAAAGUGACCUGCAUAAGGCUGCAUCAACACUUGCACAAGCUUCUGUGAACAGAUCAUGGACAGAUCAAUAUAUGAUCAACAUACCUUUAUGUUUAAUGCUACAAAUUCAAAUGUUUUUUGAUAUAUUGUUCUACCAGUGGUGCAUUGCAAACAUAUUCAUACGCACAAUAAGACAAUAAUCUGUGAAUGUUUUGCAACUGAAAGUUUACUUCAGAUAAUAUUUGGGAACUAAAAGUUAACUUCAGAUAAUAUUUGGCAACUGAAAGUUUACUUCAGAUAAUAUUUGGGUAUGGAAAGUUUACAGAAAGUUUUCUGCAGAUAAUAUUUGGGUAUGGAAAGUUUACUUCAGAUAAUAUAUGGAAACUGAAAGUUUACUUCAGAUAAUAUUUGGGAACUGAAAGUUAACUUCAGAUAUAAUUUGGGUAUGGAAAGUUUACAGAAAGUUUUCUGCAGAUAAUAUUUGGGUAUGGAAAGUUUACUUCAGAUAAUAUAUGGAAACUGAAAAUUUACUUCAGAUAAUAUUUAGGAACGGAAAGUUU
Messenger RNA from Ruditapes philippinarum (Manila clam), 2345 nucleotides. Its product is annotated as elongator complex protein 3. Gene Ontology annotation, cellular component: nucleus; elongator holoenzyme complex; cytoplasm. The transcript has 15 exons. The record is from RefSeq and is a predicted model, not a curated record. Gene Ontology annotation, biological process: tRNA wobble base 5-methoxycarbonylmethyl-2-thiouridinylation. Lineage: Eukaryota; Metazoa; Mollusca; Bivalvia; Venerida; Veneridae. Gene Ontology annotation, molecular function: iron-sulfur cluster binding; acyltransferase activity, transferring groups other than amino-acyl groups. The coding region runs from base 119 to 1771 and encodes 550 amino acids.